This is a messenger RNA of Danaus chrysippus (African queen), 303 nucleotides long. The record is from the annotation of a GenBank genome assembly. NCBI's taxonomy places the organism in Eukaryota, Metazoa, Arthropoda, Insecta, Lepidoptera, Nymphalidae.
AUGCACUUCUCCCGUCCCUCUCUCCGCGCACUCGUCUCCGUACAGCCGUCCCUGUCGCUCCAGGGGUCACCGCGAGCCCCGCGGCGGCCAUCUCGCUCUGUGAGAUCACACCACUCUGAGGAAGUGUAUGGAGUAUGGUCCGCGACUGCUUUGCAUAGCGUAAUGAGGCGAGCUUUAGAACGAAAACUAAUGAAGCGUCGGUGGUCGGCGCGGGGUCCGCCUCGCGAGCGGUCGGUCGGCCGGUCGGGCGCACCCACCGCGAACAUAAGAGACGUGCCAAUUAGAUGUCGGCCGGAUCGCUAA